AUGAUUCAAGUUUAUAUUAAUAACAAUAUAAUCCACAGCAUUGAUGGACUUCAAUUUUGGAUUCACAGAUGGUUGUCAGGCAGUGACUUGAAAAAGAUAGCCCUCUUUGGUUGUCCUUCUCUUGAAAAAAAGAAUGUUUUUGCUGCUAAAAGACUGCGAAAGUUUUUUGAGAUUCAGGAAAACACUGUUUGUAGCAAAUGUGUCCUAAAACAAUCAUGCAAGUUUGUGAAUCAGAGUGUGUGGACAGGUGACACCAAGAAUUUAAAUUUGGCUGUUGUUAUGAGAGUUAUCAUUUUGUAUGCUUUGGAAUGGGUGCCUGCAGGGCUAGCAGUGCCCAUUGAUAUAAAGGAUUCUGUCAGUAAACUGCUGAAGGAGGUUUUGAAGCUAAGUCGAAGCACGGCAUGA
Molecule: messenger RNA, 405 nt
Organism: Corylus avellana
Lineage: Eukaryota; Viridiplantae; Streptophyta; Magnoliopsida; Fagales; Betulaceae
Source: RefSeq, a predicted model, not a curated record